This is a messenger RNA of Oryza sativa Japonica Group (Japanese rice), 1045 nucleotides long. The record is from RefSeq and is a predicted model, not a curated record. NCBI's taxonomy places the organism in Eukaryota, Viridiplantae, Streptophyta, Magnoliopsida, Poales, Poaceae.
UAUUCUCGAGGAACUUAUGGCCCAAAAGGAAGGACUCCCUGCUGGUAGGCUUAGUGCCAUGGUAAUUGAUGAAGAUAAAUGCCAUGCUGAUUCUACAAGCUACAUGCUUUCUGCAGAACUCAACUUUUCUGUCACUGUAUUUACAAGCCCCAUAAAAGCACUAGACUUUCUUCAGAAUCAUGCAGAAGGUGUUGAUUUGGUGCUGGCAGAUGUCCACAUGGAAGAGAUGAAUGGUUUUGAUUUCCUUAAAGUUGCAAGAGAGCUUCAUAAAUCCAUUCAAGUGAUUAUGAUGUCAACUGAAACGACAAUGUACACAAUGAAGAGGUGCGUCAAACUUGGAGCUCAAUUUUUGGUCAAUAAGCCCCUUGAUGCUGGAACCAUUAAGAAUUUGUGGCAAUAUGUUGACUUGAAAGUUCUAAGAAUGGAGAAGAUCAAGGACUUGCUUCAAGAUGCUUCACCAAAAAAUAUAAAGAAGAUCAUGGGUGUGGACAACAUUGAUUGUAGGCAAAUUGCUGCUCAUCUGCAGAAACAUCGACUACGGCUAACAAAGGAUUUGAAGAAAGCAUCAUUUACAACGGAUACCAGCAAGGAUGAAUCAAAUUCUAGAAUAGGGCCUGCAGAGAGUCAUCACGUGUGCCGCAACGCAAGUACACUGCAGCCUCGUUCCAACACUCAACCUACAGAAACAACCAUGCAAAUCCUCUCUGAAGACGCUGAAUAUGACGAUGUUUACGCCGCGAUGCGAAGAGCCUUACAGUAUGGGAUUGUCUUUGAUGAGUCCAAGCAUUCCAGUGAUCCUUCUGGUGAUGAGGAUGAACAAGUUGUGGUAGGAGGAGAUCAAGAUGGAUGUGCCAAUGAAGCCAAUGACAUAGACUCAUCUGGUGAUCAUCAUCAGGUUGCUGCUGUUGUCACUAAACCAUGCAACGCAAAUGCUUCACAAGAGAUAAUCAACAAGAUGACUAAUUCUGAUGGUAUGCAAGCCACCAAAGGAAGCAAGGCAGCAGUUUUCCGCCUUGUGGAUUAUUCAGAAUCCGAUAGCGAUUAG